Molecule: messenger RNA, 2432 nt
Organism: Leptonychotes weddellii (Weddell seal)
Lineage: Eukaryota; Metazoa; Chordata; Mammalia; Carnivora; Phocidae
Gene: NSUN4
Product: NOP2/Sun RNA methyltransferase 4
Biological process (GO): rRNA methylation
Cellular component (GO): mitochondrial large ribosomal subunit
Molecular function (GO): RNA methyltransferase activity
Source: RefSeq, a predicted model, not a curated record
AGUGGCGCCACCACCUCUCCGGAACCCGCGGGUCCGCUGUUGCGGUUCAGGUCGGAAUUAUUCGGCGGUGCACGCUGAUAUGGCUGCGCUGGUAGUGAGACGAGUUCGGGACGUGCUGAAGCGUGCACACUUCGCGACCAUCCCGCGGAGACAUCGACAUAAGAAGAAAUGGGCUGCCACAGAGCCCAAAUUUCCUGCCACUCAACUGGCUCUGCAGAAUUUUGACAUGACUUACAGUGUGCAAUUUGGUGAUCUCUGGCCAUCCAUCCGGGUCAGUCUCCUUUCAGAGCAGAAGUAUGGUGCACUGGUCAAUAACUUUGCUGCCUGGGAUCAUGUGAGUGGUGAGCUGGAGCAACUGAGGGCCAGGGACUUUGUGAAGGAAGCCAUUUCCCAUGGGGAACUGGAGCCCGAGGGUGGCCAGACUCCAACUCCAGCCUCCGGGGCCUACAGCCCGAACCUUCGAUGUUUCACUUUUGCCAGAGGGGAUGUCAGUCGGUUCCCUCCUGCCAGGCUUGGCAGCCUGGGUGUCAUGGACUACUACCUGAUGGAUGCUGCUUCCUUGCUGCCUGUCCUGGCCCUUGGCCUGCAGCCUGGCGACACUGUGCUUGACUUAUGUGCAGCGCCCGGGGGAAAGACACUAGCACUGCUUCAGACUGGCUGCUGCCGCAAUCUCGCUGCCAAUGAUGUCUCCACUUCUCGAACAGGCAGACUACAGAGGGUCCUUCACAGCUAUGUGCCUCAAGAUAUCAGGGAUAGAAAUCGAGUUCGAGUCACCUCAUGGGAUGGCAGGAAGUGGGGAGAACUGGAGGGGGACACCUAUGACCGGGUGCUGGUGGAUGUGCCCUGUACCACAGACCGCCACUCCCUUCACGCGGAGGAGAACAACAUCUUUCAGCGGUCGAGGAAGAAGGAGCGGCAGAUGUUGCCUAUGCUUCAGGUGCAGCUGCUCGCGGCUGGACUCCUUGCCACCAAACCAGGAGGCCACGUUGUCUAUUCCACCUGCUCACUCUCACACUUACAGAACGAGUAUGUGGUGCAAGGCACCAUCGAGUUCCUGGCCAAUCAAUACAGCAUCAAGGUUCAGGUGGAAGACCUGACUCACUUCCGAAAGCUUUUCAUGGACACGUUUUCUUUCUUCCCAUCCUGCCAGGUUGGGGAGCUGGUAAUCCCAAACCUCUUGGCCAAUUUUGGGCCUAUGUACUUUUGCAAAAUGUGUAGGCUGACAUAGCAUCACCCUGUUCCCGAAGUCCUGGUGUAGGAGGGUGAAGGGUAUACUCCCGUGGAGGCACCAGAAACUGAGACCAGUGGCAAAGAUGCACUCUGGGUCCUAUCUCCAUCCUGUUCAAGUCUUUCUUUAGACAGUUUUCAGCGUUAGAAAGUAGGAGUUUUUCUGUCCUGCUGUCCAGUUGUGAGAGCAUCAGCAGGUUUCUAACUCACUUAUUAUACCCUCGCCCCCCAUUUCUAAGCCUGUGCUAAAGGUUCCUGCCCCAUUAAGAGCUGAGAAGGAGGAGCCAGUGAGCAGGCCCACACUUUAAGCUGUAAACUUGGGAAGAAGCAUUUAGCCAAUAAAACUGUUGAAGCUCCAUAGAGCUGGGGCUGUAGUUGGGGCCUCCUGUCAGUCCAAGUACUGUUAGUGCCGUUUGUACCAGCUGCCAUUACUGAGCACCAGCUCCUAGGGCCCCAAUGCCCAGGAGACCUCUUGGUGGCAGCCUGGUGGCAGACCUCUGGUGACAGAGCACCUCUCACACUUGAAGUGAGUUCUGCGUGUGAUCAGUCCUCAGCAACCGAUGGGCCCAAACACGCCUCCGUAGUUCCUUCAGACAGCCCCCGAUCAAAUUUAAGGAACAAGCAACUAAAAAUGUUAAGCCAAUCAUGAUAAUCCGCUUCCUAGCGCUGAGAAAGCUCUCCCGAGCUGCAUCCUUGCAGCCGCUCCUGCUGCCCCGGGUGGCAGGGGAAGCUGCCCAAACCACAGGGCUGUGAUCCUCUCCUGGGCGCUUCUGCCGUCGUUCAUCCCUGUAGCAGGUGUUCCUGGAGCUCCUGUAGGACAGGUAGCCAGGGAGCUGUUGGAGGUUAGCGGCAGUUGGGACCAUGGGAGAUGAGACUCCUCGUCCUCCUUCAUGGCAGCUCUCCUCCUUUUGCUUUCCGAGCACCUAGGCAUCUGAUAUCUUUUUCUGUUAUAUUAUGCUUUUUGUUUUGUUUUUCUUGUUCCUGGUCUGUGGCUGAGCUCUGGUUCUAGUUGUUUGGCCUAGCCCUCGGUCUCUCAGAGCUCUUCCCCAGCAGCACAGGGCCUCCCCUCCCCGAGGGUAUGAGGUUUGGGGCAAUAUUACAUCAUUCUGACUGCAUGCUAAUUAUGUUGUCUUUGUCACUCUAACAUAAAGAAGGUAAUCCCUUAAUGGCAGGGAUAUUAAAAAUUGCUUAUGGUCACUUGUAAA